CGGCACCGCCCGGGAAGCUGCGCGAGGUUCGGCGGCUGCCGCCACAUCCUCCUCCUCCGGGUCCAGGCGAGCGGAGCCCGGCCAGGGCCAAGCGGAGGGCUCCGACGGCGCGGGCGAGCGGAACGCCGAGCCAUGACGCACCAGACGGGCAUACACGCCACUGAGGAGCUGAAGGAAUUCUUUGCCAAGGCGCGGGCUGGCUCCAUUCGGCUCAUCAAAGUUGUUAUUGAGGACGAGCAGCUCGUGCUGGGUGCCUCUCAGGAGCCAUUGGGUCGCUGGGACCAGGACUAUGACAGGGCUGUGCUUCCACUGCUGGAUUCCCAGCAGCCCUGCUACCUGCUCUUCCGCCUCGACUCACAGAAUGCUCAGGGAUUUGAAUGGCUCUUCCUUGCCUGGUCACCUGAUAAUUCUCCGGUGCGGCUGAAGAUGCUCUACGCGGCGACACGGGCCACAGUGAAGAAGGAGUUUGGGGGUGGCCACAUCAAGGAUGAACUCUUUGGAACAGUGAAGGAUGAUCUCUCCUUUGCUGGGUACCAGAAACACCUGUCAUCCUGUGCUGCACCUGCCCCGCUAACCUCAGCUGAGAGAGAGCUCCAGCAGAUUCGUAUCAAUGAGGUGAAGACAGAGAUCAGCGUGGAAAGCAAGCACCAGACCCUGCAGGGCCUCGCCUUCCCCCUGCAGCCUGAGGCCCAGCGGGCACUUCAGCAACUCAAGCAGAAGAUGAUCAACUAUAUCCAGCUGAAGCUGGACCUGGAGCGGGAGACCAUCGAGCUGGUACACACAGAGCCCACGGAUGUGGCCCAGCUGCCCUCACGGGUGCCCCGAGAUGCUGCCCGCUACCACUUCUUCCUCUAUAAGCAUACCCACGAGGGUGACCCCCUUGAGUCUGUGGUGUUCAUCUACUCCAUGCCGGGGUAUAAAUGCAGUAUCAAAGAGCGCAUGCUCUACUCCAGCUGUAAGAGCCGCCUCCUUGACUCUGUAGAACAGGACUUCCAGCUGGAGAUCUCCAAGAAGAUUGAGAUUGGCGAUGGGGCAGAGCUGACGGCUGAGUUCCUCUACGACGAGGUGCACCCCAAGCAACAUGCCUUCAAGCAGGCAUUCGCCAAGCCCAAGGGCCCUGGGGGCAAGCGGGGCCACAAGCGUCUCAUCAGGGGCCCUGGCGAGAAUGGGGACGACAGCUAGGUGGCUGGACCAAAGCCAGGCCAGCGAGUGAGCUGUGGGGUUGCCUACCUCACCACUCCCUGCACCUCCCUCUUUCUCACCCUAGCUCCAGGGAAGUGCUUCCUGUGCGUCAGGCAGGCUGGUGUCUGAACACACUUGCAGCUUCUGAGGGUCACUGAGUUGGCAUUUUGUGACCCUUCCCCAUUGCUGACCCUGCCUCUAAUCUUUGUGCCCAGGGCAUCUGGGGGUCCUGCCUGGCUGGCUCUAGGAGGCUGGGUGAGGGACCUGUCAUGAACCUGGCCUCCAAGGGAUCUGAGAUUGGGGUCCCCACACAGCCCAGAAACCUUUGACCACAGUGGGUAGGGUCAGUUGGGGCUGGAGCAAGGGUCACUGCAGGAUGGGAUGGUUGAAUGCUGUAUUUUCUAAAGAAUAAAAUAUUUUUAAAUCAA
Molecule: messenger RNA, 1610 nt
Organism: Sciurus carolinensis (gray squirrel)
Lineage: Eukaryota; Metazoa; Chordata; Mammalia; Rodentia; Sciuridae
Gene: Twf2
Product: twinfilin actin binding protein 2
Exons: 9
Coding region: 133-1182 (349 amino acids)
Biological process (GO): positive regulation of neuron projection development; regulation of lamellipodium assembly; barbed-end actin filament capping
Cellular component (GO): myofibril; actin filament; cytoplasm
Molecular function (GO): actin monomer binding; actin filament binding
Source: RefSeq, a predicted model, not a curated record